Zygotorulaspora mrakii is the source of this 1635-nucleotide messenger RNA. RefSeq lists its product as uncharacterized. Gene Ontology annotation, biological process: regulation of fungal-type cell wall organization; cell integrity MAPK cascade; protein phosphorylation. The record is from RefSeq and is a predicted model, not a curated record. Gene Ontology annotation, molecular function: ATP binding; MAP kinase kinase activity. The transcript has a single exon. The coding region runs from base 1 to 1635 and encodes 544 amino acids. Lineage: Eukaryota; Fungi; Ascomycota; Saccharomycetes; Saccharomycetales; Saccharomycetaceae.
AUGGCCUCUCUUUUUAGGCCACCGGAAUCAGUAAGACGGAACAGCAAAUCACCAAAAUUGACGCUACCGCCAAUCGUGAGGAACAAUAACGGGACAGGGAAUGGAAGUGUUCUGGAUGGUACUGGUAUCAAAAACAGCAAUCCUAGUCAAAAUAUAUAUUUGCCUUUGAAUACCCCCAAUAAAAAUGUCAGGUCAAGCACGUCCCUUUCCGAAACGACGCCUCAGUCAUCUGCAUCCUGCGCCACUUUGACAAGUAACUCUCAACCACAGCCACUUUCGGCGUCAUCAUCGAGUUCGUCUUCGACAAUCAGGACUUUGAAACGAAGGCCUGCUCCACCACCACUACCUCCUUUGGUUUUGACAGGUAAUUCAUCUUCAAAAUCGCAAUUGUCGCCAGAUUCACUGUCAAACUCUUUACAAAAUUUACAUAUGACUUCAGAGAGUUCGAUUUGUGAUACAGUAAAGACCAAAAAAGAUUCUAGUAUAUCAAAUAUUCUACGGGCACCAAACAGUAAUGAUAAGAUAGAUACUCACGAUAAUAAUAAAGGUAGUGAUACCUUGGGACAUAUUGCAUUGGCCAAAGAGGAAAACAAUCAACUAGCAAGUACUUGUUCGGAAAGCGUAUUGUCGGCAUACGAAGAUGGCAGAAACGAUUCUAGCCCAUCAAAGGAACUUGCUCCAAUAGAAGUGGAGACCAUGGCUGGAAAAGAUGUUGAUCAAUUGGAAGAAGAUCUUUGGCAGCACCCUGAGUUUAAAAAUGAGAUAGAAACCUUAGGGAUAUUAGGAGAAGGAGCCGGAGGCUCUGUUGCUAAGUGCAGGUUAAAACAGGGAUCAAAAGUCUUUGCCUUAAAGACAAUCAAUACAUUGAAUACUGAUCCAGAGUAUCAAAAGCAAAUAUUUAGGGAGUUGCAGUUCAAUAAGAGUUUUGAAUCGGAUUAUAUCGUAAAAUACUAUGGAAUGUUUUCCGAUCAGCAGAAUUCAACAAUUUACAUUGCCAUGGAAUAUAUGGGAGGAAAAUCGCUAGAUGCCGUGUAUAAAAAUCUAAUUGAGCGCGGCGGAAGAAUAAGUGAAAAGGUAUUGGGUAAAAUCGCGGAGGCGGUUCUCAGAGGUCUAUCAUAUCUGCAUGAGAGAAAAAUUAUUCACAGGGACAUCAAACCACAAAACAUCCUGCUAAACGAUAAGGGCCAAGUGAAGCUAUGCGAUUUUGGUGUCAGUGGUGAAGCUGUUAAUUCUUUGGCGACCACAUUUACAGGUACCUCCUUCUACAUGGCCCCCGAAAGAAUCCAAGGUCAGCCAUACAGCGUCACCUGUGAUGUGUGGUCUCUAGGAUUAACGCUGCUCGAAGUUGCACAAGGCUAUUUCCCAUUUGGAAAUGACAAAAUAACACCAAAUAUUGCACCGAUUGAGCUUCUUACAGUAAUUCUAACUUUCACACCAGUAUUGAGAGAUGAAUCCGAACUAAACAUAACUUGGAGCAGGGCAUUCAAGUCAUUCAUAGAAUUUUGUCUGAAGAAAGACCCUAGGGAAAGGCCUUCGCCUAGACAAAUGAUACAGCAUCCAUGGAUUCAAGGGCAAAUGAAGAAAAAAACUAAUAUGGAGAAAUUCAUUCAGAAAUGCUGGGACAAAGAGGCUUGA